CUCGUAUAUAUAUAUAAGGCAAUGUCUUUCCCUUCUCUAUCAACUCUUCAAUCUUUAACCACACAACACUUCUCUCUCUCUCUCUCUCUCUCAUGGCCACCCAAGAAGAGGGUAUCAAGCUUUUUGGCACGACAAUUACGUUGCAUGCAAGACAAGCUAAAGAAGAUAAAAAUAAAGAAAAUCCGUCGCCGGACAAGAGGCCGGACAAGAUCAUACCGUGCCCUAGAUGCAAGAGCAUGGAGACCAAAUUUUGUUACUUCAACAACUAUAAUGUUAACCAGCCUAGGCACUUCUGCAAGGGCUGCCAGAGAUACUGGACGGCAGGUGGGGCUCUUCGUAAUGUUCCUGUUGGUGCCGGUCGCCGUAAAACCAAGCCACCAGGCCGUGCUGGGCUUGGUGGGUUCCCAGAAGGGUGCUUGUAUGAUGGCUCAGGUGAUGUCCAUCAGAUUGAGCUGGAUAGUGAGAUGCUGGUUGAGGAGUGGCACAUGGCUGUCCAUGGUGGUUUCCGGCAUGUUUUCCCGGUGAAGCGUCAGAGGAGUAGUUCAGUGUUGUUAAACAUGAAGCUCAAUGAUUACUCAUAUCUGGGUGUUGAGAGAUGUAUAUUAACAGCUGACCAUAGGGAUUCAUGUAAACUAUGAGUAGGUCCAGAUCAAUCUGAUCAUCAUCAUCAUCAUCAAGAGGCUAUGAUCCAAUUCAAUCAAAUUUGAGGCCAUGGGGGAGUCAACAGAUGAAGACAUGAUCUUGAUCAAUGCCAGGAGAUUGGAUGGAAAUUGGAAACCCAUGAUAUAGUUACCAUGAAAUUUUCAGUGCAAAAGCUAUUUGUAGAUAUAUAAUUAAUUAUUUCCAAAGAAAAUUUGCAAGUUUUCUUGGUGGUCAUCUCAUCAUC
Molecule: messenger RNA, 886 nt
Organism: Manihot esculenta (cassava)
Lineage: Eukaryota; Viridiplantae; Streptophyta; Magnoliopsida; Malpighiales; Euphorbiaceae
Product: dof zinc finger protein DOF1.5
Exons: 2
Coding region: 93-638 (181 amino acids)
Biological process (GO): regulation of DNA-templated transcription
Molecular function (GO): DNA-binding transcription factor activity; DNA binding
Source: RefSeq, a predicted model, not a curated record